Lichtheimia ornata is the source of this 2490-nucleotide messenger RNA. RefSeq lists its product as uncharacterized. Gene Ontology annotation, biological process: positive regulation of transcription from RNA polymerase II promoter by galactose; DNA-templated transcription. NCBI's taxonomy places the organism in Eukaryota, Fungi, Mucoromycota, Mucoromycetes, Mucorales, Lichtheimiaceae. Gene Ontology annotation, molecular function: DNA-binding transcription factor activity, RNA polymerase II-specific; zinc ion binding; RNA polymerase II cis-regulatory region sequence-specific DNA binding. Gene Ontology annotation, cellular component: nucleus. The transcript is spliced from 3 exons. Bases 1 to 2490 code for a protein of 829 amino acids. The record is from RefSeq and is a predicted model, not a curated record.
AUGUUUGAAGACCCUGCCCCCCUCCGUUUUCGUACAUUGGACAUUCUGCGAACAUUGGCCAAGCACAUUCUCAACGACUUGUCUCACGAGGAGGUCAGCAUUCAACACAAUACAGGUGCCGGACUUAUUAUCAGAGCUUUUGAAGGUGUCGAUUCACCCUUACCUGGUACAACCAAAUCCGCCAAGAAAAUCAAGGUCGCCAAUGCUUGCGAGCGAUGUCGAAAACGCAAAACGGGUUGCGAUGGGUACUUGCCUUGUGGGACUUGUGUCAAACAACGACACGAGUGUCGCUAUGCACCAGGGGUAUCAGCUCCUUUACGACCUUCCACCGCGUCUCCACCGCCACCACCACAAAACGACGUGCCAUUGCCGACACCUCCUGAACCCAGUCCACGUAUACAACAACAACAACAACACCAAUCCUUUAGAAUGGAUCGAUUCAAUGCUGCUACGACGACUACGACGACGUCUACUACAUCAUCCACUCCUCCUGUCAACGUGGCUCCUCCAAUGACAUACAACCCAUCCACACCUAUGGCAUCUCCUCCCACUACAACAAAUUGUCCUGCACAGCAUUGCAUGUCAAUUGAUCCAUCAGGUCACUUUAUGGGUGAAACAUCUUUUUAUGUCAACAAUGCCAACAUGGCAUCAUCCCUUCUUCCAGCAACAUCAUCCGUGUUUCCGCCACUCGAGAUUCCGAAUCUAUCGAUUGAAAUGCAAUCCAUGCUUGUGGAGUAUUAUUGUGCCAAAGUGGAUCCGUUUUUCCCUUCGAUCCUUGGUAAACAUCGAAUUUUCAUCGAACUCGAUCAUUGUCGCACAGGUCAACCUUCCACGCUCUCGCCUCUCUUUUUUUACGCCUUAUUUGCACGUGCCAUAGCAACAGCAGCAUCGUCUCAUGGCAACAACAACAACAACCCUCCUCCUUUGGCAGCAGCGAUUGAUCCAAGUUUGAGCCAGCACUUUUUGCAUAUGGCUUUAAAGCAUCGUGACGAAUACUAUGAUACACCCCAUUUCAGCACCGUGCUUGCGUUAGUGAUCAUCGCCAAUCAAUUGGAGCAUAGCAAAUUGGAAAAGCAUCUCACGCGUGCAUGGCUCUUAGUGGGUGAAGCUGUACGUCUAGCCAUUGAUAUGGGUCUUCAUCGGAUUUUUCGAUUCCGCCAAAAGGAGAAUGAUUUGGAAGCACAAUGGUGCAUUCGCACCUUUUGGUCAUUGUUGGUGACUGAACGCACAAUGAGUAUGACCUAUGGAAGACCUUCCAUUCUCGAUGAAAAGGACAUUGACAUCCCCUUACCAGAAUACGUUGCAAGCGAGGAUGAUGAAUAUACAGCUGAUUAUAUCAAGAGUCUUCGAUACAUGACCGUCAUGAGCAACAUUGCUGGGAAAAUUAUACGUUACAAUUACAGCGUACAAACACAAUUACCUGGAGCCUUCAAGACGAAUGCGACCAUGUCCACAGUCGACACAUGGCUUAGUUCUGAAUGCCAUCCCUUGGAAGAGUACCUUGCCAAUAUCCGGGGAUCGCAAACGACGAAGAGUAGGAUGAAUGGCUUAGAGGCGCUGUAUUUCAUGCACAACCUUAUUCAGGCACACCGCCCAUUUGUCAACCAGGAUAGUGGAACCAAGGCACCCUUUGCACGCCCGUCAUUUGAAAUAUGUUUCCUUGCUGCCAUCAUUAUCAGCUAUGUGGUGUAUACCAUUCCACACUCUGAGCUGAUUCAAUUAUCAAUGUCGCCGCCCACGUUGCAUGUUGUGGUGAUGGCCUUGCGUAUUCAUCUGGCGAAUGCUUCCUCACAUGAGUCGGAUCGAAGGACUACUAUAUUUAGCGAAAUAUCAUUUGACAAGACGAUGGCUCGAUUGGAUUCGCUUCCUAUUAUUGCAAACAAUAUCCAUCAAGCUUCAAUGCUAUCAAGGACAUUGGAGUAUCUCAAGGCAAGAUACCAUCAACGAUCGCAAUCGAUUGUAUCUGGAUAUGCAUCAACCAUCACCAUGACGUCUCAACAGCAACAACCCACCACCACAUCCAUGGCAACAACAACAACAAGCACUGCUGCAAAUGAUCAUCAUGGCUCAAUACAAGUAAUGUCAUCACCCUACAAGACGUCAACAGAUUCAAGUAGUAGUAGUAGCAGUGCUACCACGAGUCAGCCAUUUACAUUUAUUGCAUUUCACUCGGAUGGCACAACACGCCGUCGAGCUUCAUCAUCUCCAUCAUCUUCCAGACGCAGGCAACAACAACGACAGCAACAACAGCAAACGUCAACUAACACUACCACCACCACCAACAACAACAACAAUACGUCUUCAUCAUCCUCACCACCACCACCACCACCACCUACUGGAUAUGGACUUCUCGAUAUACCAACACCCGCAUUACCCUCCUCCACUUUGGACAUGUACAAUAACCAAGCUGAUUACUUUUUCCCUGCCCCUGAAGGAGAUCCAGAUCUUCCAAGUUCAAUAUUAUCCAACAAUGAAUUUCAUUACUUUUAA